Molecule: messenger RNA, 6268 nt
Organism: Sycon ciliatum
Lineage: Eukaryota; Metazoa; Porifera; Calcarea; Leucosolenida; Sycettidae
Exons: 6
Coding region: 793-5220 (1475 amino acids)
Molecular function (GO): calcium ion binding
Source: RefSeq, a predicted model, not a curated record
ACUUUCACCUCGUACACACACAUGUAUGCGGUAUGACUACGAUGUUCACUCCACGUCAAGGUUUUGAAAGACGUUCAGAGAUUGGUCUGGAUGUGAUUUAGCAAGGAAGGUGCUGUUAUUUUCGAGCCGAACUACUUCCUUCUAUGGUUUGUAGCAGUGCAUUGUGCCAGGUUUUCCUUGCGACAAGUUUGACACGAAACUGUGGCGCAGUUUGAAAGGCUUCCGCCCGUGUGUCGCACGUGGACUAAAUGACUGCAUUUCUGGAAGUGGCGAGAUAAAUUUGUUUUUCACAUUGCUAAGGCCAGCAGUAGUCGUGACAGCGGAGAGUAUCUGGAGGCUGCUAGUGUAACGUAUUUUCCCCUCGUCCCGGCACUCAAUUUGUUGUGGGCAAGCUGUGUUUGGAGUUCUCUCUCUCUCCCUCUCUCUGAAUGUGUCGGCUGAGUCAGCCCCCGGUGUAGCUGCAUCUGGCGUUCUUUGACGGCUGCUCGUUCUCGUGAGAGGCAAGGCAGACCGUGCUACCGCCGUCACGGAUAGCACCAACUACUGUAACUCCUUCUAGAACAGCCCAGGUGUCCACUCGCACACGUCUGCAGUCGGCUCCCGUGGGUUCUGAUUAUUCACUCCCAUGGACGUCUUCUUCACCCCUCAGUAGGUGAUGAAAGCUGUAACUAUGGAAACGGGAAAUCUUAGCACAGACUGAGAGGCGGCUUAGUGACAUGCUGUCAUGCUCUGGCUGUAUGGAUGCUGCACUGACGUCUUGCUAGGGCGCCGCAAGAAGCUGUGCACAUUUUCAUGAUGUAUCGGUGGCGGUGGCGUUUGCCUCCCGCAACCCUCCUUGCCAGUCAUCUUCUGCUUGCCAUCGCUUCCACCAUUCUACUAACCAUGCAGUCGGUGUGGGGUCUUCCGAAGUGCACCGCGAUGGGAUUGCCCUGCUCCUUGAACGCCGACUGCGUUCUUCUCCUCCCGACGACGCAAACCAAUGACUCCACUACACCCGCCAAGGCCUGUCGUUGUCGAAGUGGUUUCCACGGUAACGGAACACACUGCGAAAACAUCGACGAGUGUGUUGUCACCCGCUGCCAUAGCAACGCAACGUGCAUAGACACCAGCGGAUCGUACGAGUGCCGCUGUGCGUCUGGUUUCCAUGGAAGCGGGCUGCACUGUGAGGACGUCGACGAGUGCGUUGUCGUGACAACGGGUAUCACCGAUGGCGACGUCGGCGAUGACGGUAUAAACCGUAGUGAUACCGAUGCUGCUGGUGGCUCUGAAAGCAUAUGCCCCGUCGGGUCUGUUUGCAUCAACAAGAUCGGUAGUUAUCGGUGCAAGUGCAAGACGGGAUAUGAGUUAGUCAGCAACGGCACUGCCUGUGACGUCUCCUCGCCAACAGACGGUAACGCGGGCGGCAGUGACGGCAAACUGGAACUGUGGCACCACGUUCUGGUUGCUAGCCUGUGUGGCGUGCUGUCGUUUGUGUUUGUCAUCUGUGCGUGUGCCGUCAUCAAGCAAGUCAUGCUGUACACGGGCAGUCGAAAACCAGCGCCGAACGCGGUGCCACAGGAAGCUGACUGUUGUAAUGAUGCUGAAUGGAGCGGUGAAGACGCUGAAGGGAUCCGCCACCAGCCGCCACCACCACGGGGCUUUGAGCCUCACUACAAUCAAAUCCUGGAGGUGGCGAUGCCGGCGAUGGACUCUGCGGGUGACGCCUGGUCAACGCACACCGAGCUCAAGCCCACCAAGUCCUCAAGCACCGCGGCCAGCGGUAGGACAGUGCUUUCUAGCCGCUGGUCAUCGCGCGGCUUCCUGCACCGCAACAGCACGCUGACUAGCGGCCUGAGCAUGGUGAAUCCGCCACCGAUGACGCUCACCAGCAAGCACACGCUGUACGAGUGCGACCCAGACUACUACCUGUCAGGCUGCGGCCCGGACUCGUUUCUUGGCCGCCCUCGUCUCUGCACCCCGUAUAUGAUGCGGCGGCUGGAGAAACCGCUACCGCCGCCCAUCGACUCGCUGCCGUACUCUCUGUCCGACAGCGAGUUCGCCAACCCGUUGCGACGUUCCUGGUGGGAGAGCAGCGAAUCCUCGGGCUCUUCGUCUUCCAGUGACAGCGACUCUGCAGAUAAGUUUAACCUGGGUGAUGACAUGUCACCUAACAGUGGAUCCACCGCUGGGGGUAGCGGCGCUGGCGGCUACAGGAGACUGAAGCGUGUGGUGAAAAGGAAAGUGCCGAGUCCUUGGCACAGCGCCCCGGUCGGGCUCAAUCUGGUGCCUUCGGAGUACGAGACCAUCGACCGGGGUUCUCUCGGUUAUCGUCAUAGUACCUACGACCGAAGGGCACCGCUGUCUGAAGGCAGCGCCCUAGAACAGAGGAGGUAUACGCGCUCGACCGACUGCAAUUUUCUAAGCCCUGGUGGUGUUGUCGGUGGUGACUUCAACGGUGACUUCCAGCACACGUAUCACCUCAUGCCGCCCUGUAUGCCAGCCGAGCGGCGUGCGCUAUCCCAGUCGUGCACCGGCUCUGAGUUCAGCCACACCGAUGUGGCUGCUCACAACAUGGGCAGCUGUCCAUCGCUUCGGAGACGUCUCUCAAGACAGUUGGCGUUUCGGCAGCAGCCGCUAAGCAGGGUUGGCGGUGAAGACGCUGGCAGCGCGAACAACGAAUACGAACUGUGCGUUCACACGCCAAGGCCACGUCUUCCCAGCACGCCUAAUCUUCUCUACCACGCGCACCGGAGAAGCGUCAGGGACUCUGCCGUGUUCCAUUUUAGCAGCACGAGUAGCGAAGGCGAACCCGAUUGUGUGCGCUCUCGUUCACAGCAAGACUGCGCCGACGCAUCACUUGGCGGCAGUCGCGACGGCCGUAUGAUGUCCUUGCCGAGCGCCGAGCCAAGGACGUCACGACGUCGCAAGGCCGUGUGCUCACAGCAAGACGCAGCGUGUGCAGCCAACGCCAUCGCCACCAUCGGUAAUGGGUAUAAGACAGUGAUGUCAUCAUCAUCGCAGCAGCAGCAGCGUGUGCAGCGUCCCAUACCGGACUUUACCAGUCCCGGUAGCUCUCUCACCUCCAGACACAUUGCAAACACUGGUGUCGACCCGGCAAUGUCCGCCGAAGACAAAAGCAUAGAGAUCAUCGACUCUCCUUCCAAGGUGCCUAUCGAAGUGGUGUUCUCCGACGACUGCUCCACUGUGUCCAGCCGUGCGCGGCUCAAUAGCCGGUCGUCCGGGCAACUGGACACGGACGAGAACGCGAACUCCAGCGGCUCCGACGAUGCAUUCAUGCCAAGCAACUGCGGCGGUGGUGUGGGCAGCGAGGGAGGCGCUGGUGGUGGAGGAGGAGGAAAGCGUCUGAGUGCGGCUUACGCCGUGCAAGGUCAGACGUCCAGGCGGCAGCGUAAGGUCCGGCAAAUGCCAAACUCCUCGCACUAUGUCAACGUCUCUCAGGAGGAGGAGCAGUCAGGCACGUCCUCCGACAUCGUCGCGCUAGAUACAGACGACGUAACAAGCGACGCUCUCUUUGACAGCUGCGGUGACAUAGAGCGAUCGUGGUACGGUAGCAGCCAGUGCAGCUCUGUUAACCUGUCCUCGGCGUCCACCCUACCUUCGAUGGAGGAAAUCCCUCAGGAGUGUGCUCUGCCCAGCAGGCGAACAAGCAGCGUUUUCAGACUGGUGGGCCAGGUGCGCCGGUCCUCCAGCGCGCACAGUAGCUCCGUGUGUCUCUCGCAAACCUCCUCGAAUACGCACAGCAGCUCAGUACGCCACUCACAGUCAACCAUGGUGUUGGCCGAAGCUGAUUUGUCGGAGCUGCUGGGACAGGAGCGACAAUCCCUGUGUCUUGUUGACGACUUCUUGAAGACCUCCAUUUCGUUUGCAGUGCUGCCGUCCAAAAGUGAAGUUGUGGCUACGAAUCCCACUGUGACGUCCCUGUGUGCUUCGGGCGGUGGCCACGACGGAAUGUUCCUGGAGACGGCACGGAACUCGACGAGCGGCCCGCCUACACCGACCGAGCAGAGUGUGUGUGAAGACCGCACGCCACAGCAGAGUGUGUCUGGCAGUACGUGUUUCAACACGGGGGCGGUCGCCCACCAUUACACCGACGCCAGCCUACCUAUCUUCAGACCGGCAUUUCAUUCAUUACAGCAGCAGCAGCAGAACGUACGGGGAGUGCUGUUGCGAAACAGUAGCCCUGCGGUAGCGGAUCUGACACAUCUACGCCGGACACUAUCCAGCCCUACCAGUUCUCCUUCCAGCCAAGCCAGCCACUGCCCGCUCAAUGGGCCAACGUCCAGUACAGCCACUCUACGCGCUACCGAUGGCGCGCCUGAUCUCUGCAGCCCUGAGCUGUCCGAGACGGCGACUUGUACAGCGCCAACCCAAGCCACCCUGGGCUUGCCGGCAGCGAGAGAUCAGCUGGCGUUAACACCGCUGUUGUCUUUGCAGCCUACUAGCACAGCGCAGUAUCACAGCAAUCUGCUGGAUCAAUCUCUCGUUGACAGUGGCGACGGUGCCUCUACCACUGCUAGCAUUAGUAGCCGCUCACAAGACGCUGGCAACAGCAGCGCACUGCUCUCCCUGGACGAUGCAGCAGCACAACACCACGAUGGUGCAGAGCCGAAAAUGUUGCUCCAGCGUCGCAAGAACAUGUCUAUGAAGCUGCUUCAGCGCCGCUGCGGCAGUCUGAAGAAGAAAGUCGAGCGCAGUCUAACGUCACCGGGAGUGUCAGCCGACUCUCAGCUCCACUGUAUACUUGACGACGCUCGGCACGAGACGCCGGAGGAGGAGACAGCAAUGGCUGCUGCCACGGCGUCAGACAGACCGUCGACAACACCUACCCCGACGACAAGAACAACAACCAGUACACCGGCCACUACGGCAGCGCACUCCGCCUCCGGCAGGUCACUGAGUCAGUCGUCGUCGCGCGGGUCACGUCUGAAGAAGAAGUUCCGACGUAGCUUGCGAACCUCGUUUGUACGCGGUAGCUCCUACUCGUGGCGUGUGGGCGUGUCACCGAGUGGCAGCUUCGCCAUGCUGCACGCGCGGGAGAACACGAGUGUGUUUGACGAGGCGUGUCACGGCACCAGACCUGGCUUCAAGGUGCCCAGACGAUCUCACUCGCUGGCCGAUGGGUAUGCUACCGAAGCGUUUGUGACACACCACACACGCCGCUACGACCUGCAGCAGGGACAGAAACCACUCGACUUUCAUCUAGCACAGCUGAAACGAUAGCAACAGCAGCAGCAGCAGCAACAGUAACAACAUACAACAACAACAACAACAACAACUACAACAACAACAACAACAACAACAACAGCAGCAGCAGCAGCAACAGUAACAACAACAUACAUUCAACAGCACCGGCAACAGCACCCGCUAUUUCACACUCCGGUAUAUCACAAAUGCACUGUUGUCAGCUGUUGAUAUACCCUGCUAGUACACAUCCUGUGGAUCGCUGACCACAUGACAGUAACCCAACUUCAGUAGUGUUCCAGUUGUUCUCUAUGGAGCGCAUCAAACACAAGAGCGUUUGCCGCUGCUGAUGCUGAUGCAUGUGCAGCCAGACUCUGUUGAACUUGACAAGCACGGCUUUGAUUUCUCUUGCUGUGCUUCGCUUUCCUGCGCAAGGCCGCAGAUGCGUUAACAUUCUCUCCCCUCCCUCCCCCACCCCACUCUCUCUCUCUCUUUCUCUCUCUCUCUCUCUCUCUCUCUCUCUCUCUCUCUCUCUCCAAUUCCACGGCAGCUCUUGGAUGGAAAAUAGCUUCCUAUCCUAAAAGACGUUGACACUGCCUACACUUGUGCAUCCACUCUGUUAGUUUUUUUUUAAACCCGUACUCCCGCUGGCCGCUCUUGCGUCUCUCCCCCCGCACUGCCGGCAUCACUGGGCUAGCGUGUCCGAGGUGGAGCAUUCUUGCACGGCUCGAGCUCAGAGUCAUCAACAGCAAUUAUGUACGUGCUGGCACCUACGCUAAUCCACUGCCUUGGAGAUUCAAGCUGAACUGCUGAGCUAGCUCGAGUGUCCCACCGUAUCAAUUAUCAUUCUUGUGUAAAGGCUAUUGUUGUUUUGCGUAACUUGCUUAUGUGUUUUUUUUUAAAGAGAAGACUUUUCCCCGGCUGGCAUCCCGGAGCGUACGGUUGCCGUGCGCGUGUGUUUUUGUGAUUCAUGACUGGCUCAUUCUCCCCCCCCCCCCCCCCCUCCUCUCUCCUAUCCACCACCAUUCGGCUAGCUACACUCCACAGCGGUGCUGCUGUGUUUUUUUUCUUAUGAUUCGUGACUGGC